GAAAGGGAGAAACCUAUUAGUGGCAUGGUUGCGGUGACUUCCACGCUUCCUUUUCUCCCAAAUACCAAUAUCCCUUUCAUUCUGGAGUUCGGCGGCCGCUCCCGCUUUUCAGCCGGUUAUAACUUCGGCCACAAGAUGGCACUGACCCGCAAACAAAGGGACACACAGCGGCUCCGACUUUGGAAGAGCCUCCUAAAAUCGUCUCGCCUUCCCGGGGGUCGAGGAGUGUGCGGAUGAGUGCUUACUUUCCUCUGUUCCGUGCGUCUGUGUCCAACAAUGUGCGGGUAUGUUUAACUGCCCUUCUUUCCAGAAUUCCUAGGCAACGCGCCCCAGAGGAUUUGAGCAGGAGAAAUUCCAGCGGAUCUUUUCUCCCCUCUCUGCUCCCUUCCGUUACCGUUCUUCCCGCUUUCAUAAACGGGCGGAAAAGACGAAUCCAACGGAGGAGUGCUCAGAUUUGUCAUGCCCACCUGGAUCCUGUGCAAAAGCCUAACUCACUAGGUGACACGCAGGCAGGGGGGCGUGCAGAGCCUGCCUGUCUCUACCUGCACAGAAACGUAGAAGCAGUAUCUGGCAGUCCCAAGACUCUAGAAUGCUUCCCUGGUGAAGAAGAGAGCAGAAAGCGAUCCAGCCCAGCUGCCCACCUCUGACUAAAGCAUUGUUCAUUUCAAGGGAAUGAAGAAUUCAGAAUAAUUUUGAGAAAUGGAUUGCAAUAUGGAGAAUUAAGAAAAAGCUGAACAUUUGAUCUGCUUUGAAGAAACAUAUUUUCCAUUUGUCUAGUGUAAUCUAUAACAGCCAAACCAAUCAAAAUGAAUUCAACAUUAUUUUCCCAGGUUGAAAAUCAUUCAAUCUUCUGUAAUUUUUCAGAGAAUUCCCAGUUUUUGGCUUUUGAAAGCGAUGAUUGUCAUCUGCCCUUGGCCAUGAUAUUUACAUUAGCUCUUGCUUAUGGAGCUGUAAUUAUUCUUGGGGUCUCCGGAAACCUGGCCUUAAUUAUAAUCAUCUUGAAACAAAAGGAGAUGAGAAAUGUUACCAAUAUCCUGAUUGUGAACCUUUCCUUCUCAGACUUGCUUGUUGCCAUCAUGUGUCUCCCUUUCACAUUUGUCUACACCUUAAUGGACCACUGGGUUUUUGGUGAGGCAAUGUGCAAGUUGAAUCCUUUUGUGCAAUGUGUUUCAAUCACCGUGUCCAUUUUCUCUCUGGUUCUCAUUGCUGUGGAGCGCCAUCAGCUGAUAAUCAACCCGCGAGGGUGGAGACCCAGUAACAGACAUGCUUAUGUAGGUAUUGCUGUCAUUUGGGUUCUUGCUGUGGUUUCUUCUCUACCUUUCCUCAUCUAUCAAGUAUUGACAGAUGAGCCGUUCCAGAAUGUAACACUUGACGCAUUCAAGGACAAAUACGUGUGCUUUGAUAAGUUUCCAUCGGACUCCCAUAGGUUAUCUUAUACAACUCUCCUCUUGAUGCUGCAGUAUUUUGGCCCACUCUGUUUUAUAUUUAUUUGCUACUUCAAGAUAUAUAUACGCUUAAAAAGGAGAAACAACAUGAUGGACAAGAUGAGAGACAAUAAAUACAGGUCCAGUGAAACCAAAAGAAUCAACAUCAUGCUGUUGUCCAUCGUAGUAGCGUUUGCAGUCUGCUGGCUACCCCUUACCAUCUUUAACACUGUGUUUGAUUGGAAUCAUCAGAUCAUUGCUACGUGCAACCACAAUCUGUUAUUCCUGCUGUGCCACCUUACAGCAAUGAUUUCCACUUGUGUCAACCCCAUAUUUUAUGGAUUUUUGAACAAAAAUUUCCAGAGAGACUUGCAGUUCUUCUUUAACUUUUGUGAUUUCCGGUCUCGGGAUGAUGACUAUGAGACAAUAGCCAUGUCUACCAUGCACACAGAUGUUUCUAAGACUUCUUUGAAACAAGCAAGCCCAGUCGCAUUUAAGAAAAUCAACACUGAUGAUAAUGAAAAAAUCUGAAACUCCUGUAGCAUAUGGUCCCAGAUGACAUCUGUCUAAAAACAAGCACAACCUGUAACAUCUUUUCAUUACCUAUUCCCCCAGGGAAUGAGGUUAUAAUCAUUUAAGAAAGACCAAGAUUUGCUUGUCUUGCUUUUUACUGCUUUUAUUGUAGCUGUCAUAAUUACGCUGGGACAAAAUGUAUGGGCUUUGGAAACUUCUGACAAUAGUUUUGACCAGACAUCCUUAAAGUGCUUUUUGUAAACUUCUGCAUAUGAUACAAAGACUUUUAUAUUCAAUUUGUUGGAAUGAAGUUUCUUUAAAUUAUUACUAUUGACUGACUUUAGAAGCACUGCAUCUGAAACUCAUUAGGCCAGGCCAUCCUGUGUUGAUUAGAUUAGAUAGUCAUUGGACUGGGCAAUCUUGAUGUAAUGAUAGACAUAUUUCAGUCUGUUACAGAGGUGAUAGCAUGCAAAAGCAGCAUUCGAGAUGUGGAGUUAAGCCUACGUCUUGCAGACCUACAGUCUGAAGUCACCGAGUGGUUUGCAUUUUUUUUUUUUUUGGUGUAAGACCAGAUUUAAUUUGCUCCUGAUUAUCACUUGAGAUAAAAAUGUAUUAAAAAAAUACUUCUCAGCUGUGAAUAUCAUGGGGAAUUGGGCCACCCACAAGAAUUAAGUGGGAAAGCAAUUCUCUAACUUCAAAACUAUUUUGGUACCUGACAACCAAAGGAUUUCAGAGUAAUUAAUUUAACAAGCAAAUUAGUAUUGCAUCAUAUAUUUGAAUUGUAUUCAUCAGAAUUGUUGGUCAUGAGGUUUUCCAUUCUUCACAGACUGUUCAGUGUUGUCGAGCAUAAAUCUAUAUGUGACUCAAAAGACAUUUCCAGCUUACAAUAUAUAAAAACACAAAGUGUAUUUUCCAUACAUCAGUGCCUACAAAGUAACACAUUUUUAACUUUUUCAAUGUCCAUUCUUUAAAAAAGGACACCAAAGUAUGCUGUUAAAAGAAUGUUCACUCUGGCUAGCAGGGCUAAAUACCU
Lutra lutra (Eurasian river otter) is the source of this 2970-nucleotide messenger RNA. RefSeq names its product neuropeptide Y receptor Y1 (gene NPY1R). Gene Ontology annotation, biological process: G protein-coupled receptor signaling pathway. Gene Ontology annotation, molecular function: neuropeptide binding; neuropeptide Y receptor activity. The record is from RefSeq and is a predicted model, not a curated record. The transcript has 5 exons. Gene Ontology annotation, cellular component: plasma membrane; neuron projection. The coding region runs from base 807 to 1955 and encodes 382 amino acids. Lineage: Eukaryota; Metazoa; Chordata; Mammalia; Carnivora; Mustelidae.